CGAAAUCCAAAAAAUAAAAAAGGAGUACGUGAGCUUCCCUUUUAUAAUUUUCACCUAACCAAAGCUAAAGAGAGACAUGUAUAUAUAGAUAGAUACAAAAUGAAAGGAGUUGACCAAGCAGACGAUAUAUGAUGAAAAUAAGCUGCAACGGGUGCCGCAUACUCCGCAAAGGUUGCAAUGAUGAUUGCGUAAUAAGGCCAUGCCUGCAGUGGAUAAACUCGCCGGAGUCCCAAGCCAAUGCCACACUCUUCCUUGCCAAAUUCUACGGUCGCACUGGCUUGCUCAACCUCAUCACUGCUGCUCCCAAAAACCUUGCUCCGGCUGUGUUUAGGUCUCUCUUGUAUGAGGCUUGUGGGAGAAUAGUGAAUCCCGCAUAUGGCUCCAUGGGCCUCUUCUGGACGGGACAAUGGGCCCGAUGCGAGGCUGCUGUCCGUGCUGUCUUGAUGGGGUCCAAGCCCAAUGACGACGUGGCACCUUUUCAUUCCCCAAGCUGGGGGUCUUGUGACAUACGCCACGUGCCAAGACUCAACACCGGUCUGGUCGACGUCAGAGACAGAACCGGCAAAAUCUUCAAGCCCCAACCGCGAGUGGCUUUGCUGGACUCGGAUGUGUUGAGCCAGAUUCAGCCCAACCGAGCUACCAGGGAAACCGAGAUCAACUUGGAACUCUCUCUUGGCUUCCAUUGAUAAUUCAGCACAGUAUACCAUUGUCCAUUGGACACGUAGGAAGGAGAUAGGAGAUAUUAAUUUCUUAAACUAAAGUUUGUUUGCUUAGAGAUAACAGCAUAUUAUUAGGCUUUUAAUUAGUAUGUGUCUUCUUUAUUUUAGCCAGAUGAAAGAGCUUCAACAUUUAUGAUUUACUAAUACUUUCAUGGUCUCACAAAUCACAAAUUCACAGUCUAUGUUUCAAGUUUGAAAGUGAGCUGUUUGGGUACAGGAAGAGUGACCCACCUUUCAUACAUCAAAUAACUUUUAGUGGCCAUUAAAAGCUAAUCAUUCUCUUGGACUUGGACA
This is a messenger RNA of Arachis stenosperma, 1013 nucleotides long. RefSeq names its product LOB domain-containing protein 40-like. The transcript has 2 exons. Gene Ontology annotation, biological process: regulation of gene expression. NCBI's taxonomy places the organism in Eukaryota, Viridiplantae, Streptophyta, Magnoliopsida, Fabales, Fabaceae. The coding region runs from base 129 to 686 and encodes 185 amino acids. The record is from RefSeq and is a predicted model, not a curated record.